GAGGAGGAGGAGGGGUGUCUAACAGUCCUACAACCAUAUUUUCUGUCCCGUUUAUCCGCCAUACAGGCCACAGCUCGCUGCUGCUGUCAACUAACUUCCUGCACGCGGCUGUAGGUUGACCGGGAUCUGUCCGGGCUGAGCGGCCGCCGCUGCGUGUCCGUGCGGGGCUCUUCUCCGCUCCGUGGAUGGUGCGUAAUAAUAUCAUCUGGAGAGGCCGAGGCCGACAUUUUACCCCCGUCCGGAGGAGCCUUAACUCCGAGGGGACAUCUGAGGACACGAGAUAAGGCUGGGAGGCUGAGAGCUGCAGGGCUGCGACAUGUGAAAAGAGCUCCACCCCUUGACCCUCUCAACUCUCAACCGAAGCAGAACUCACUUGAACUGAAGUUGUGACCGCGACCUGACACCCUCCUGCCUCGGGCAUGCCUCAGCCGGGUAUGAAUGGGAUGGAGCCUGCAUUUGGCGAGGCCUACGGGGGACAUAGGGGUCUGCUGAGCCCCUACCCUCUGGCCAUGUCGCCACAAGGGGGCAGGACUGAGUACGACCAGAGUGUGCUCCUCAUGCUGGGCUCCCCGGCAUCGCCAAGGAAACGGCCCUUUGAGUUGCUAAGCGACCUGGUGGACGACGGUGGCUUCGGCGAGGACCUGCACCCGGAGCGCUGGGAUGUGUCCGCGCUGGACGAGAUGGCUCGCUACACCAAGCUGGGCCUCGGUGUGGGAGGGGAGCUGCUGGCCUGCUCCGAGGAGGCCGUCCUGAUGGGCCGCUGGGGGAGAAGCCGGGAGGAGCAAGAGGAAGAAGAGGAAGAGGAGAGGAGGAGCAGGAACAGACACACAGUGCCGCCCGUCACCCAGGAAGUCCAGGCCACUGCUGCAGGAAGGGAGGAGGGGCGUAUCUCUGUUGUCACGACAACGGAGAGGGAGUUGUGUGUUGCAGGAAGAGCGGCCGGAGGAGGACAGGAUGGGGGGAUGCCGAGGGAGCGUACAGUGGAGGUGUAUCAGGUGGCACAGGAGGAAGAGGAGGUGGUGGCGGCAGCAGCGGCAGGUUUGGCUCUGGAGCACUGCAGCGAGGAGCACAACUACUCCCUGAGCCAGGGAGAGGAGCUGGGGGCGGGGCCCGGUCACAACUCCCAGACAGAGGGGUUGCGGGUGGGGGAGACGCAGCAGGAGGUGCGGGGCAGGGAGGAGAGUCAGGCCAAGACUGAGCUGGAUCUGGAAGACGAGGACGAGGAGCAGGAGGAAGAGGAGGAGGACGAGGAGGACGAAGAGGGGGAAGACGGAGAGGAGGGAGAGGAGGGAGCGGAGGAGACGGCGGCGGAGGCUGAACUCUCCAGCUCCUCAGAAACUGAAUGUGAGGUGGAGGCCGAGCCAGUGAGGCAGCCAGGCGAGCGCCCGUCGAAGCGUCGCUGUUUCUGGGAGUACCGACGUGCUCGAGAGACGGCCACGAAGAAGAAACUGGGCGGAGAUGUCCACUGGUCUCUGUCCUGGAGCUCCAGCACUCUACCCAGCACACUGUACCGCAGAGAGGGUAAAAAAGGACGGCGUAAAGCUCGUAAGACAGACGCCAGCGACCUGACGCCAAACCCCCAGAAGCUCCACAACAUCGGGGAGCAGCUGCAGAAGCUCAACGCUGCCAUCGACGGCAUGGGUCCGGUCAACGACCUGCCCGCUGUGGCCCGAGCCCGGUCCCGUAAGGAGAAGAACAAGCUGGCCUCUAGGUCCUUUAGUCGCCGGGCGGACCAAAGACUUUGUGCAAAGGAUUUUGGCGGCCAGCGGGGGCGGUCAGAACCAGCGCAAAGAGCCCCCGCAAGGAGAUGACAAGGCGGCAGGCUAAACCCAUCCACCGUCCCUGCUUCCCCUCCUCCUUCACCCUCCCUCUACCACGCCUUCCCCCUCCCAGCACCACCAACCAACCUGACCUGACCUGACCAAGCUUCUCUGCAACACCUCCACUCUUCACGUUGUACACAUUUGAGUAGGAGAUGAAGAGGUGCAGAUGCUGGGAAAGGGGAGGAGGAGGAGGAGGAAGAGGAGGAGGAAGGAGUAGCCUAAACAAGUAUGGGAGUAAAUUGCCACCCGGCUCCUGGUCCUCUCCUGUUGGCCCUCCAAACAGCAGCCGUCUUCACCGCUCUGUCUCUGCAGGCUGCACCACAACCACCACCAGGCCAGAGCUGCUGCUGCUGACGUCUCUGUAUUCUGUGUUAUGUCUGUGUGUGUGUGUGUGUGUUUGUGUGUGUGCGCGCAUGUGUGUGCGUGCAUGUUGGACAUGUAACAUAGUGUAUGAGCGUGUAUAGUGUUCCUCUCUCCCUCUGUGUGCUGUAUUUGUAUCCCAGUGUGCCUAUGAAUAGACAUUGCACUGUUUUGUAGAUGGUCGUAGUUGCCGGCAGGGGACCGGUAGUGAGUCGAGGGCGAGGGGGCAUUUGAGGAUAGAGGAAGUGCUAAAAUAAGGAAGUGGGAGGAGCCCAGGCCUGGAAGACAAAGAAACGAGUGUGUGUGGUUUUUUUUAUUUUGGCUGGGCUCCUAUAGAAGCACUGCAUACCAUUUGGAUUGCAUCGGCAUCUGAAAUGUCACUAAAUGUUGUGACACACAACAAGUGAAGGAGUCCUGAUGCCAGACCAGCUGUUGAUGGAAACAACAGCCUGUUUGUUGUGGAAAAGUCCUUGGAGCUUUAAUACCCCCACCCACCGCCCACCUCCCUCCCUCUUUAACUCCCCUUCACCCCAUCAAAAUGAAAGCAAAGUCAAAAACGAAAGAGAAAACUGCACCUUAAUUCAAACUGACCAAAGAUCACUGAUACUGCUGAACCACUCAGACACCAAAACGUCUCACUGCUUCAGAUGCUGCCAACCAUGAACACAUCAUUUUGUUUUGGGAAGGGGUAAGUGACUGAAAUAUUUUGGAUUGUUGACAUGUUUACCCACAUGCAUCCUUAAGGGAUGACAUUACUGAACGGAUUUUAAUUCCCCUCACCUAAAUGCACUACUAUCAUGAACCUGAGACACUGACAGUUUAUUAUUUGGUCAGCCUUUAAGCUGCAGCCUGGUGCUCCUUUAGCUUAUCUGCAGUGGCUUUAUUUUUACCCACAAAAGGGAAGUGUCCUCAAUGCCUUCCCCAAGCCCUCUCCUCAACCCCUGACCUGAUUAUGUAGCGCACCUUCCUGAAUUGCAAUGACAAAUAGAGAAAAACACUUGUAGAUCUAGAAAGCAAAUAAGUUUGAUUAGUAUUUUUUAUUAUGAUUUUGUUGAUAUUUGGCAAUGCCACAGCCCACAUAGUGGGUGUCAGUCUUGAGAGUUUUGAAAUCUGCCUUCUGUGGUCUUUGCUGAAGCUGAAGACCAACUUGUCCAAGGUCUCUAAAUGUUGUUGGACAUUAAAAAAAAAAGUCAAGGACCCUUUGAAUUGCACUGUGGUAAAAGCAACUAAGCACCUUCGAAGAGGGCUUCAGUUCCUCCAAAAGAGAGAAAAAAGACUCCUUUGUCUAAAGACAGAUAUUGAUUGAGAGACUUGUUGUUAGCGCUCAGCGCUUCGUGACCAACCGGUGGUCUCGGUUUGUUUCAGUAUGGUGCUACUGUUUGAUGAAAAAAUAAAAAGCAAUGCAAACCUGAGCGGAAGCAUCAGGCAGUAACUGCUGACUGGGUUUUGGCCUGCGAGCACAUACUGUUGUAAUAGGCACUUUGUUUGCAUAAUGACGCCUUUCUGAAGUGCCUGGAGCUUAAAGCCACAGGGACCUGUGUUAUUAUGCCUGAUCUUAAACCCUAUUACAAGGUAAAACGUAACUCAUGACUACUGCUCCGAGCUUGGCCUCACUUGACUUUACUUAGUGGAAAAAAAACUGCAGGCCUGUCUUAGGUUUUCUCACACAUUCAGCCAAAAAAAAAAAAAAGUCAACCAAAAUAUUUUGCUUUCAGAUUAAAACCUAUACAUGGAAACAGUAGCUGGCACCGGUUUCUGUGAACAUCAUCUCUGGGAAAUAUAAGUGGAGGAGUGGCUGUAAGCUAAGCAAUCCCCUUUUGUUUUUCAACCUUGACGAGCUCGCGUCUGGGCUGCGUUCCAAAGCUGCUGCUCUAUAACAUACUGUUCCCCUUCUAUGGAAACUCCAUUUCCUGUCUCAACCAGGAGAGGAGCAGUUAACCUUAAACUCUUCACCUCCUUGAGGUUUCACUCGUGGUCAUUUUGAAAGCUAUGGAGUCCAGGGCAGUUUUUUUUUUUUUUUCUUGCUCCUGUUUAACUUUAUGUUUCCUUUUCAUUCUGGGAAAUGUUGCUCAUGGUCAUAUGAGUAUAGAAGUGUACUGUAAACAGAGGAUUCCUGUCGUUCAGCUGGAAAGGUUUCAUUGUGGAGUCCUGCUGCUGGUGAAUAGAGCUUUAAGCUCUGAUGCCCACAGACAGACAGUCUGUGGCUUUGCAAGAAAAGAUGCCUAAUGCAGCAGCAAGAGGCUCUGAUGUCACAUUAAACAUCACCACAGAAACCUGGUCAGGUUUUCAUGUGAUCAUUUUACAGUAAAAAAUAAAUAAAAAGACAGAUGAUCUAGGACAAGGUCACUGAGGCCAGUAGAAUACAAUUGUUUGGUUAAAGGUGCACUCUGUGCUCUUUCUGCUGCUGAGAAGUGGUUCCUCCCGCUUUCUCUCGAGGCUUGGGAAGCUGGCGACGCUGCCAGCGGAGUCACAGGAUCUCGUGCUGGCAGCAGCUUCCUCCGCAUGCCCUCGCACAACACCAAACAAAAAACAGCUGAAAACAACUGUAUAUAUCCCUACAGUUUAAAACGUUAUACAAACCAACCGGAGGAGGACGAGCUCUUUGGGUUUAAGAGGGAUUCCACUUUGAAUGCACAAGUUUGUCCUGAUGUCCUUCCUCCGAAGCGGUGUUAUGUAACAAAACACCAUCUGUUGUGUACAUUCAUCUAUAUGCCAAAAACUGAACUGAAGAGAAAACUAUUCUAACUCAGUGCCACAGAUCCAAACAACUAACAAGACAUGGCGCUGGAUUUUGCGCAACUAGUGAGCUCGUAUAAGGGUUAAAAUUGAUACUGUAGCAUUAUUUCUCUAUUAAAAAAAACACAUUUUGACAUGUUUGUAUCAUUAAAGAUCCCUUUAACUGUAAAGCUUUAAUGGGGACUCUUGGCAAGGCAACUUGUCUCUGUUAACAUUCCUGACUCAGUUUCCCAGAAAGCUUCUGUUUAUGUGUACCUGCAAGCAGCAGGCAGAUGGAAACUGGAAUGACCCAAAGAUGUCUGCUGUUUGGUCGCAUUUUCAUGACAGUCAUUGCAGUGUGAGCUCGGGAGUCAACCAAGGAACAGCCUGGAUUGAAACAAUACAGAACUGAUGCUCUCAGCUCACAGAUUUAGCCAACUGUGACCUAAUAUGGACAAUGACGUUGCAUAAAUUGAGACGAUUCUUAUCUGAGCUACUUCCUUGUCUACCAGAGACGGAGAGAAGUAAACAGUCCUGAAGCUGUCUGUCGCUGACGUGCUCGUUGGCUCUUUUUUCAGAGAGAGUUUAGAGGAGUUGAAACCCCUAAGAGCACAUUCAGAAUGUACACAGACAGAAGGGAUUGAGCUCACCGAGUUCCUUAGAUGUCUAAUGAAGAAAUCAGUUUUUAUUGCAUUAACUGAAGUCCGGUAGUAUUUGGCUGUGAUGUUCUGUGUCUGUAUUCGGCUUUAACGCUGAAACAAGUAGUCGAACAACUGAUUACCCCCAGUGUCCACCGAACACGCCUGCACUGCGUUGCGGCUGCCGAAGGCGAUCCGCUGUCAUCGGAGCCAGUGUGCCAAUGCCAUUCACUCCCAAAUGCAUAUUUAUUGUCAACUAAAGUACACUUAGAUAGAAAUAGUUCAGAAAUGUCACAAAUAUGCUUGUUCACUUUCCGACUGAGCUGUUGUUGGUCCGAUCCGACAUCUGGGGUUAGUCAGUCAACGUAGAAUUUAGAUGAAACAACAGUUUUGAUAACCGAAUAAUCAGUUUCCAUUAUGUCAGGACUUGCUGUAUUUCUGUAUUAUAUCAUUCUAAUUGAAUAUCUUUUGGUACUGAACCAUACAGCGCAGUUUCAAACCCUCAGCUUAGGCUCUGGGAACUUACGAUGGGCAUUUUUCACUAUUUUCUGACCUUUUAUUGGCUAAACAAUUAAUAGAUGAACUGAUCGAUAGUUGCACCCUUAUUGGCUGGAAGGGUUUGACGUUGCCUGCCUUGCAAAGAGGCACUUCCUUCCAUUCGUGCCCCGUGCAGGUGUGCCCCUGCUUGGAAAACACUAAGUUGAGUCGAGUAAGACAAAUCCAGAGGUAGCGUUGGAGUGAUGAGGACAGGGAGAAACUGUUGGCCUCUCUCCCUCACCACCUUGUAUGCGAGCGCAGUGGGGUUUUGCAUCGGCGGGCUGAAUAGACCCAUCAGUAAGCCUACACUGGUGGGACGCUGCUGACCUCUGGGUGCCCGUCCCCACUCUGCCCCAGCGCUCACAUUGUCAGAGACACUCAGGCUUCUCCAGUUUCAAAGGCGACGGGCAGAGGAGGCCAGGAGAAACAGCACUUAGCCAGGCCCUGGAAUAGCUUAUUCCAAACCUUUUAAUCCCCUCCACCACCUCCGCCCCCCUUUCACACUCUGACAGCUGCAGAGGAGGAGGAGGAGGAAUUGGGACCGCCCGCUGUGGUGGCCUGCAUCUUGAUGCCCCCGUCUCCUUUGUCGCUGACCUGGAAACCUCCAUCUGGGAAGAAGCCAGAUGGGGGAAGGUGAAGCCAGAUGGGGAAAGUUUAGGCCUGCGGGUCCACAUGAAGUUUUCUUAUCACUGAAGCGGAGUUGUCAGAAGCUGGCUGAAGCUCGCUCCAGUUUGUGCCUCUCAUGUCUGAUCACUACAUUUAAGUCACAGAGCUACGCAUCCGUUCUUAUGAAAUGUAAAUCUCUGGCGAUCUUUCAAAGCCCCCGAAGGUCCUUUAAAGCCCCCGAAACACCCGUUUCCUUAAUCAGCUUCUUAAUAUGAGCGAUGAGAUCCUACAUGAACACACAAUCUUCUGCCAAAGUUGGAACAUUUUACUUGAGAGAUUUCUGUGUUUUUCACUGUUUUCAGGGGAUGUAACAACUAGGGCUGCACGAUACGGUGUAAAAAUCAUAUUGCGAUAUGAUUCACUCUUAGUGGGAAUGAUCAUUUCUGCAUCACAAUUUUCAUUUUCACUGGAAAAAAUUCAAAGUGAGUCCAUUCGUAAUCUAAAGCAGAUGGUUGCUGGAGGUGACACAUCUAUUUGCUUAGCAGACAGUAUUAAUCAGAUGAGAUCGAUCCACAAUUUACAGUUUUACUAAUCAUUCUAUAAAAUGUAGUGUGUCUGAUGUUAUUUACGUUCUAAAAGCAGAUUCUGCCACCAACAUAAAAAAUAUAUUGAAUCGGUACUUUUAUGAACGGAUAGUGUUGUAGUUGACGAUUAAGAAUUGGUAAAAUUGGCUUCAGUAGACAAUAGUGUUAAAAAAUCAUUUUUUUCUCUGCAGUGGACACAAUAUUCUUUGGAUCCAAAUAGACAGAAGAGUUACUGAUGAUUCAAAUGCCUUCAAAACCUUUAACCCAACCCCACUUUUUGGGAAUUUGUUGACCUGAAUUAAAAUAGAUUGAUCAUCACACCCUUGCUGGCUGCUCUGAAUUUAGGCAGCGAGACACUGUAGCUUUAAGAUUUAAAGUCAUAUUUUCCCAUUUUGGGGAAAACGCUCGUUCAUUUUCUUGCAGAAAGAUAGAUGAAAAAAAUUGAUAUGGCUCAAAUCUGUCCAUAAAUAUGAAGCUACCGCCAGCAGCAAGUUAGCUUAGCUUAGCAUAAAGACAGGAAAUGGGGGGAAAAGGCUAGCCUGGCUUAAGGUAACAAAAUCCACCUACAAUCACCUCAAAAGCUCAUUAAUAAACAUUUUAUAUCUCGUUUACUUCGUACAAAAGCAAACUCUACAGACACAUAUAUUACACGUUCAUUUGAAUUUUAUUUGUACUCGCAGUCUACGUGGUGAACAGCGGGUAGUAAGAGGUCACCAGACCUCUUUUGGUUUUUGAAACACCACCAGAGAUUUGAAACACAGAUGCUUAGCUCUGAAUCUCCAAUGUAAUAAUGAUGAAUGAGUGGCGCCUCGUGGCUUUAACCAAAACCAAGUCAGACGUUUCUGUCGAGAUCGAUGAGUCGAGAUCGAAGGCCGGUUGUGGAUGUGAGCAGGGGGGG
Morone saxatilis (striped sea-bass) is the source of this 8161-nucleotide messenger RNA. Its product is annotated as CREB3 regulatory factor-like. Gene Ontology annotation, cellular component: nucleus. Gene Ontology annotation, molecular function: RNA polymerase II transcription regulatory region sequence-specific DNA binding; DNA-binding transcription factor activity, RNA polymerase II-specific. Gene Ontology annotation, biological process: response to unfolded protein; regulation of transcription by RNA polymerase II. NCBI's taxonomy places the organism in Eukaryota, Metazoa, Chordata, Actinopteri, Moronidae. The record is from RefSeq and is a predicted model, not a curated record.